CGGGAACAAUGUUAUUCGAAAUUGCUGUGUUACUUGUGUCCUUGUUGUUGCUCAAAUACGCCUGGGGUAGAUCAAGACGUCCGAAAUGCACAGUACCUGGACCUCCACCCGGUGGGUUCCCUAUUCUCGGAAACAUCGUUCAAAUUGCCGACGAGCGAGUUUACCAAAAGCUGUGCGAUUGGCAAAAGGACCUAGGAGAUGUAUACAAAUUAAAUCUAGUUACCGAGGAUGUUGUAGUUGUAAACGGAGACGCCAUUUACGAUGUCCUAGUUACCAACGGUGAUGAUUAUGGCGGCCGAAUGCAGGGACAUAGAGAAGGAAUGUACUCCAACGGCUUUCAAAAUAUGGGAUAUAGGCAACCUGAUAAAGAAUGGAAGGCGAUGCGUAAAAUUGCCCAGAAAGGACUAAAACAGUACGGAGACGGCGUGGCCCAUAUUGAGCGAAUCAGCAUGGAAGAGAUCCUUGAAUGCCUUGACAAAUUCAACAAGACAGAAGCGUUCGACCCUUAUGAUCCUAUCUACGCUAUGGUGAUCGGCAUUGUCAUAGUAAUUUCAUUGGGUGAGAGACUCAGCCCUGAUAAUCCGUUAUACCAGAAAAUUAAACGAGCAGAUGAAUUAUUCCCUGCUGCGUUCGGAGUUGCUACGUCGUACAUUGAUGUCAUUCCUUGGUUGAACCAUCUACCAAUUAAGGCUAGUAAAACUUUUAAGGAGGCAAUGGAUGCGGUUAGACAAAUGGAGGCGGAAAUAUACCAGCGAUCAAAGAACAACGUGGAAAAGUCCACAAUAUCCGGCGUGAUUGAUGCCAUCAAUGCAAAUCGGGGAGAACUGAAUGAUGCCUUCAUUAAAGGCUUGAUAAACGACAUUACUCUCGCAGCGACAAUAACCACCUCUACUCAGCUCAGAUCAUUGGUUGCACUAACAGUGGACUACCCAGAGAUUCAACAAAAAUUGCACGAUGAAAUAGACAAUGUCUUGGGACAAAGAUUACCGACAUAUGAGGACAGACGCGUAAUGCCAUAUAUGGAGGCGUUCAUAUUGGAAGGAUUGCGUUACAUGUCAGAGGUUCCAAUAUCUGUGCCACAUAAAACGUUGAAGGAUGUCACGUUAAGAGGAUACUUCAUACCUAAAGACACACAAAUUUGGCCGAAUCUGUACGGACUACAUCACGACGAGCGAUUCUUCCCGGAUCCUUACACGUUUAAACCUGAACGAUUCCUUGACUCUGAAGGUGAAUUGAUACCAGUACACGAGAGAAAACAUUUGUUGCCAUUCGGAGGUGGUAAGAGGGUGUGUGUCGGAGAACAGUUGGCUAAGAUCCGAAUGUUCCUGUUCAUGACCACCUUGCUCCAGCGCUUCACGCUGUACCCUGAAACUGACGGAUGCCCUCCAAACUACGACCCUCGUUUGUCAAUAUAUGGUGAGAUCAUGAGGAUGCAUGCUUACAAGAUAAAAACUGUCGAGAGAUCACGUGUCAAUGUACUAACUUAACUGCAGAGGAUUUCCUUACAUAUAUGCUACCGCUGGAUUACGAUAUG
Messenger RNA from Owenia fusiformis, 1534 nucleotides. NCBI's taxonomy places the organism in Eukaryota, Metazoa, Annelida, Polychaeta, Sabellida, Oweniidae. The record is from the annotation of a GenBank genome assembly.